Messenger RNA from Phycomyces blakesleeanus NRRL 1555(-), 1791 nucleotides. RefSeq names its product helix-loop-helix DNA-binding domain-containing transcription factor. Gene Ontology annotation, molecular function: RNA polymerase II cis-regulatory region sequence-specific DNA binding; protein dimerization activity; DNA-binding transcription factor activity, RNA polymerase II-specific. The transcript has 2 exons. Lineage: Eukaryota; Fungi; Mucoromycota; Mucoromycetes; Mucorales; Phycomycetaceae. The record is from RefSeq and is a predicted model, not a curated record. Gene Ontology annotation, biological process: regulation of transcription by RNA polymerase II. Bases 1 to 1791 code for a protein of 596 amino acids.
AUGGACUUUGGAAACUUUGAUCUUGACAAUUCUGGAGGCACAUUCAAGCCUAAUUUUGGCCUGGAAAAUAAUAUAUGCAACAACAAUCAAACUAUUGACAAUUCCGGUGACUUCUUCUCUUUUAUCGAUGCAUCAACAGAUAAUGUCAAUCACUGCCAAGCAACUCAAUCCGGGAAUUCCACACAUCAACAAAAUGAGAUUGGCUAUAACAUUCCACAACUCACUCCUGACGGGCGGGAAGAUGCCUACACAAGCAGUAGUGUGCUAACUGGUUAUAAUCCAGAAUACGCCAUGUCACCUUUGCAAAUAGCAACCCAAUCUUCAUCCGCACCUUUAUUGCCCGUUUAUCAUACACCAUUAGGCCGCACAACUUUAAAUGGUCUAGAAGAUUACGGAGACGAAGAGGAAUUCUUCACUCCCUUGGUGUCACCAGCUAUGCUACCGACAUAUAAUUCACACACACAGAUGAGAGUUCAAGAAAACACUGUGUUUUCCCCCCUUACAUCUCCUGCCCUUCACCCUUCGUCGCAGCAUGCAUUUGCAAUGAACUCAGACGGGCAUUUCCACCGGCCGUCAUCCGAGAGUUUGUUGCAGCAAAAGUUGGCGCAGAUUGAACAGCAACAACAACAAUUGAGAUCCGCUCAUCAACAGCAAACACAGGGUCAAGGAUCCAAUCUGGCAGCCUACCCAAGUCCACGCGCUUCAUUUACGCACGAAUCCCCCAGCAUAAGACCAAUACCUGCAAAAACACAGUCUUUACGCCGAAAGAUUGCACUUUCGAGUCCACAGAUUAAUGCCACAAAUACUAUCCAAUCUCCUCAUCUCCAUCCUGUUAGUCAUAAUCAACAGGAGCAUAUCCCCUACUCCGCCAGCGCCUAUUCACCGAGACUCAAUCCUCAGCCAAGCAAGGAAGCAAGUUUUAUAGCCCCAGCAACACCUUCACUGCUGAUGCGCCUCGGAGGAGGCAGUAACUUGUCCUCUGGAAUUACCUCUAACACACCCACCUCUGCAGUCGAUAACAUGCCGUCCUUACCUGCACCUCUCCUUGAAGAUUCGGUCAAGAAAGCUACUAAACGCAGGCGAAUCUCUGAAGCGACCUCAUUUUCAUGUUCUCCUCGCCAGACUGCGACGGACUCCUCAACUCUAUCCCCAAUGGGCCUUCGUCCUCAACUGGUAACAGCUUCCCCACGGGCACUCAAGCCGUUAAUAUCUCCAUCUCUUCAGCCCAACGGUAAACGCAUGAGCCUUAUAGACGAAGAGGCUGCUGUUGCAUUGCUCGCUACAAAGAGUAAUUAUAUGCAUCUCAAAGAAGGCAAGGCCAAGAGUCUAGGUAUUGAAUUCUCUACGAAUAUCCAAUCUGGAAUCGAAAAUAGGCGCACGGCCCACAAGGCAGCGGAGCAAAAGCGACGAGACACAUUGAAGCAGAGCUUUGAUUCGCUCCGAGAGGAGAUCGCAGAGGCCAUGGUCGAAGAAGAGAAAGUGGCUGAAGAAGAAGCACGCUAUCAAAAAGAGAAAGAAGUUAAACAAAUGAGCAAGGUUGUUCUUUUACAGCACUCGUAUGAGUAUAUUCUACGGUUGAAAAGUGAUAGUCGCCGGAAAGAUAACAAAAUGACAAGAUUACAAAAGGAAGUACAAGCAUUGCGGGCCAAGCUUGGACUUCCAGAAAAGACUGUUGAGGAGGAAGAGGAGGAGGAGAGGGAGAAGAUAGAAGAAGAAGAGAGAAGAGAGGCUAGAAGAAAGCGCUUAGAGAGUUUAACAAGUGAAGAUCAGGGUCAAACGGACGAGAGAUAG